Messenger RNA from Sarcophilus harrisii (Tasmanian devil), 365 nucleotides. RefSeq names its product acyl-CoA-binding protein. Gene Ontology annotation, cellular component: mitochondrion. Gene Ontology annotation, molecular function: fatty-acyl-CoA binding. Gene Ontology annotation, biological process: fatty acid metabolic process. The record is from RefSeq and is a predicted model, not a curated record. The transcript has a single exon. The coding region runs from base 63 to 326 and encodes 87 amino acids. Lineage: Eukaryota; Metazoa; Chordata; Mammalia; Dasyuromorphia; Dasyuridae.
GACUGCCACCUUCGGUAGCAGCUAGCUCCCACUUAAUCCCGCCCGCCCGCUAAUCCGGCAGCAUGUCUCAGGCUGAAUUUGAACGAGCUGCAGAAGAAGUCAAAAACUUGAAGGCCAAACCAAAUGAUGAGGAGAUGUUGUUCAUCUACAGUCACUACAAACAAGCCACAGUGGGAGAUAUAAACACAGAGCGCCCAGGUAUGAUGGACUUCAGAGGCAAAGCUAAGUGGGAUGCCUGGAACUCUUUGAAAGGAAAAUCCAAAGAAGAAGCCAUGAAAGCUUACAUUGCAAAAGUGGAAGAACUGAAAAAGAAAUACGGAAUAUAAAAGAAACUGGAUUCAAACAAUCAGCCAUGCACUUGGAAG